AUGACUCAAUUCAACGUAGUAGCACGACUUUCGAAUCACAUGCUGAAGACGAUAUGCUUGUUCAGAAUACUGAGCCUGAUGGACCAGUCUCAAUACCAACAAGGUUGGGAUGGCCUGUCACUUGAAAUGUCCCCGUCUAGCGGAGCGAGAGCUCAGCAAGCACCACCUACCUUCGGAUCUGACGCCAGGAUGGACGAAACAUCCCCUGCAAAGCGUGCUCGUUCAGACGCCAACCAAGUCAAUAUGAGAUCUGAGGUUGUCUUGAGGUCUUCAUCAUCUCCUUCGCCAGUGAAGCACCCUGUUGGAUCCUCAAUACCCACAACACCAUCACCAAGGCCAUCACCGCCUGUUCCGCGUUCUCUCUCGCCAUCCGCUCGCAAGCUCGCCACCCCACAAAACCGAAAACCUACUCCCGAGUCUCACUCUGAACACAACACUUCUACCCCCGAGUCAGACCCGGAAUUUUCAGCUCUUUGGUGGCAGGACUCAGAAAUUAGUGGCCACGAUCCCGAAGAUCCGGAAGAAGACAACCGUGGCGUUAAUGGCAUAGGCUACCAGAAGACCAGGGCCGAACAAUCACGAAUCAGCGCGAAGAAACAGAAGCAGCUGGCCGAGUGGCGGAGCAGGGAAGCGAAAGAGGCGAGAGCGCUGAGGAGUGGGAGGCGAACAGCCUUGCAAGUGGUGAUAGGAGGCCGGGUGACGAAGAGCACGUCGAGGAGUGGAAGUCCGGUGGAGAGGCGGGCGAGUCCAGGAGUUCGAGGGAGGAAAGUGGUAGGAGUAGAUGAGGUGCUGGAGAUGGGAUUGGCGAUGACGCAAGUUGAGACACCAUCGAGGAAAGGUGUCAGGUUUGAGGAGUCAGCAGAGGAUGUUUGA
This is a messenger RNA of Lithohypha guttulata, 873 nucleotides long. RefSeq lists its product as uncharacterized. NCBI's taxonomy places the organism in Eukaryota, Fungi, Ascomycota, Eurotiomycetes, Chaetothyriales, Trichomeriaceae. The transcript is spliced from 2 exons. Bases 1 to 873 code for a protein of 290 amino acids. The record is from RefSeq and is a predicted model, not a curated record.